Messenger RNA from Glossina fuscipes, 567 nucleotides. Its product is annotated as ATP-dependent RNA helicase vasa-like. The record is from RefSeq and is a predicted model, not a curated record. Gene Ontology annotation, biological process: cell differentiation; gamete generation. Gene Ontology annotation, molecular function: RNA helicase activity; RNA binding. NCBI's taxonomy places the organism in Eukaryota, Metazoa, Arthropoda, Insecta, Diptera, Glossinidae. The transcript has 2 exons. The coding region runs from base 1 to 567 and encodes 188 amino acids. Gene Ontology annotation, cellular component: P granule; nucleus.
AUGAUUUUUAAUUGCUAUUUGGCGAAUUUUUCGAAACAGGAAUUUUUAAAGGAGAACGCGAGCGGCACGAUUGUUUUUGUGGAAACGAAACGAAGUGCCGACUGUUUGGCAUCAUUGUUGUCGGAAACAGAUUAUCCGACUACUUCGAUACACGGCGACCGUUUUCAAUGGCAACGCAAAACUGCUUUGGCAGACUUUAAAGCAGGAAGAAUGAAAGUGCUAAUUGCGACCUCGGUAGCUACUCCUGGUCUUGAUGCCAAAAUUAUAAGACACGUAGUUAAUUACGAUAUGCCGUCGUCAAUUAAUGAAUACGUUCGUCGUAUCGGAUGCGCUGGAAAUAAUGGCAAAGCUAGUACUUUCUUUGAUCCCCAGUAUGACUCGGCUAUUGCUGGCGAAUUCGCAAAAAUUCUAGAAGGUGCUGCCCAAGAGGUGCCGCAGUUCUUAAAUGAAUAUGGUUGCGGUGGUGGCCGUGAUAAUUCGGUUGGCCGUUUCGGUGGCAGGGAUAGCGAUGAUCAUUCUAUUACUUCUGCCGUUGCUUCUGAAGACGAAGAAGAAGACUGGAAUUAA